AAUUAAAGAAUCAAUUUAUAAGGUUUUUACAAACAUAGAAAAAGUUGACACAUCCACUCCAAUAUCUGUAAUAAAUAAUUGGAAGGAAUCAGAAGAUGUUAAAGAAUGUUUGAACAAUCUUGAUAGCCUUAAUCCUAAUGAUGAUGAAAGCCACUCAAACAUUGAAAUUAUUAAUCUACUUGUGUGGAAAAGAUCAAAUGUGACCAAUAGACAAAUGGCCUUUACUAGAGCUGUUUGCCAUUGUAUUCUAAAUUCAGAACAUGAAGGUGUUAAGAUUGAUCAAACAUAUAUUCUUGAUAGAAUGCAAGAUUUUCUUGGAUAUGAUCCAACAUCAUCUUCUAAUGCAGAGUGA
Messenger RNA from Entrophospora candida, 352 nucleotides. Lineage: Eukaryota; Fungi; Glomeromycota; Glomeromycetes; Entrophosporales; Entrophosporaceae. The record is from the annotation of a GenBank genome assembly.